GCCGCCACCCGUACCCAGCCUUUUGCUAAACUUUCCCCGCGCCGGCCCGACUCAGAGUGGCGCGUUUCGGAGCCGAGUGCUCGGAAGACGGGGGAUCCAGGUUGGCUACGGACGUCUGUCCCCCAGCGGGACCCGCAGAGACUCCCUUCCUUGGGAUCGGAGCCCUCGCCGUCCCUCCCCAGCCUCAUCCCCGGAGAGUGAAGGCAGCCAGCUCCUUCCCGAAAGCAGUUUAGCUUUGGACGGGUUUCUUGAAGAGAAAAAGAAACCAACAGGUUGCCAGCCCCGGCGUCAACACCCAAGUCUGCGGAGAGGGCAGCCCGGGCCCCGGCCCCGGCCCCGGCUUCCUCGGCCUGUGUGUCGGCCCCUCGCGGGCGGCUGGAGACGAGGGGAGGGAGGGGGCGAUGGCUCGGCCUGACCCGUCUGCGCCGCCUUCGCUGCUGCUGCUGCUCCUGGCACAGCUGGCGGGUCGGGCGGCGGCCGCCUCCAAGGCCCCAGUGUGCCAGGAAAUCACGGUGCCCAUGUGCCGGGGCAUUGGCUACAACCUGACGCACAUGCCCAACCAGUUCAACCACGACACGCAGGACGAAGCAGGCCUGGAAGUGCACCAGUUCUGGCCGCUGGUGGAGAUCCACUGCUCGCCCGACCUGCGCUUCUUCCUGUGCUCCAUGUACACGCCCAUCUGCCUGCCGGACUACCACAAGCCGCUGCCGCCCUGCCGCUCGGUGUGCGAGCGCGCCAAGGCCGGCUGCUCGCCGCUCAUGCGCCAGUACGGCUUCGCCUGGCCCGAGCGCAUGAGCUGUGACCGCCUCCCCGUGCUGGGCCGCGACGCCGAGGUCCUGUGCAUGGAUUACAACCGCAGUGAGGCCACCACGGCGCCCCCCAGGACCUUCCCGGCCAAGCCCACCCUCCCAGGCGCCCCAGGGGCUCCGUCUGCCGGGGGCGAGUGCGCCAGCGGAGGCCCCUCGGUGUGCACGUGCCGCGAGCCCUUCGUGCCCAUCCUGAAGGAGUCGCACCCGCUCUACAACAAGGUGAGGACGGGCCAGGUGCCCAACUGCGCCGUGCCCUGCUACCAGCCGUCCUUCAGCCCGGAUGAGCGCACGUUCGCCACCUUCUGGAUUGGCCUGUGGUCGGUUCUGUGCUUCAUCUCCACCGCCACCACGGUGGCCACCUUCCUCAUCGACAUGGAACGCUUCCGCUACCCCGAGCGCCCCAUCAUCUUCCUGUCGGCCUGCUACCUGUGCGUGUCCCUGGGAUUCCUCGUGCGCCUGGUCGUGGGCCACGCCAGCGUCGCCUGCAGCCGGGAGCACAGCCACAUCCACUACGAGACCACAGGCCCUGCGCUGUGCACCGUCGUCUUCCUGCUGGUUUACUUCUUCGGCAUGGCCAGCUCCAUCUGGUGGGUCAUCCUGUCGCUCACCUGGUUCUUGGCAGCUGGCAUGAAGUGGGGCAACGAGGCCAUCGCUGGCUACGCACAGUACUUCCACCUGGCCGCCUGGCUCAUCCCCAGCGUCAAGUCCAUCACGGCGCUGGCUCUGAGCUCGGUCGAUGGGGACCCGGUGGCCGGCAUCUGCUACGUGGGCAACCAGAACCUGAACUCGCUGCGAGGCUUCGUGCUGGGCCCCCUGGUGCUCUACCUACUGGUGGGCACGCUCUUCCUCCUGGCGGGCUUCGUGUCGCUCUUCCGCAUCCGUAGCGUCAUCAAGCAGGGUGGCACCAAGACGGACAAGCUGGAGAAGCUCAUGAUCCGCAUCGGCAUCUUCACCCUGCUCUACACGGUGCCCGCCAGCAUCGUGGUGGCCUGUUACCUGUACGAACAGCACUACCGCGAGAGCUGGGAGGCGGCCCUCACCUGUGCGUGCCCGGGCUCCGACGCGGGCCAGCCGCGCGCCAAGCCCGAGUACUGGGUGCUUAUGCUCAAGUACUUCAUGUGCCUGGUGGUGGGCAUCACGUCGGGUGUCUGGAUCUGGUCCGGCAAGACCGUGGAGUCUUGGCGGCGCUUCACCAGCCGCUGCUGCUGCCGCCCGCGGCGGGGCCACAAGAGCGGUGGCGCGAUGGCCUCCGGGGACUACGCCGAGGCCAGCGCGGCGCUCACGGGCAGGACCGGGCCGCCUGGCCCCGCCGCCGCCGCCUACCACAAGCAGGUGUCCCUGUCGCACGUCUAGGAGGAGGCGGAGGAGGCCCUGCCCCCGCCCUCGCCACCCUUGCGGGGAGUGGAGAGAGGGGGGGGUGUUUUGUUGGGUAGCUUUGCGAAGGUCACUUCCGUUUACCUUCUCGGUGCUGACGCCCCCCUCCUGGGGCGACUUGGAGAGGAAGGGGAAGGGGGUUACGCCUGCCAGGGUGGACCUGUCCCGGUUCUUCUCAAAGGGGCUCAGCUCAGUCGGGUGUAUUCUGGUUGGAGUUCCUUGCUGCCUUCUUUAGAGGAACCCUGGUUUUAAUUUAUAUGUAUUUUACUUUUUUUUUUUUUUAGAAAAAAAAAACUCUGUUGCAUUUUUGGCAACAAAAUUUACCUUUGCUUUUGGGGGCUUUACAAUCCUCAAGUUGGCAUUGUAAUAAGGUUACACUCGGUUCAGGUUUCUUUGAACUGCGUGGUCUGAAUUGGGAAGAUAUAUUUCCUAGACAUGUGUCUUUUAAAGAGAAAUGUGAACAGAGUUUGGGCUGCUGUGAGUGAGAAGGUGUGGAGUGUGUUAUUCAGUUUUUUUCCUACCCCUGCUUAAAACUACCCAGUUUGCUUUGGUGCAGCUGCCUGUUCCAGGUGUCACCCCCGGUUUUGCCCCCCCCCCACCCCUUGUGAAGGCCUCCCAAACUUGGUGAUUUUCUGUGCAUUCUUAACUUGGUUGGGUGAGCCUGGAUUCUAGUCCACAGUAUUUUGAUCAUUUGCAUUCCUAAUGGAGCUUGAAUAGAGGCAGCAUCUAGGGUGUGGGGCAUAAACAUUUCUCAUGGUGAGAAAUGAAGUGAUGACACCUGGUUGAUCUGAAUUGUAGACUACUGAGAUGGUGAGCUUUGUGCCAGAGGGAGGUGGGAGACUCUUAAUAAGUUCCAGUGAUCCCUUAAUAUUAUUAAUUUAUUAUUUUUUUAAAGAACUUGUGCUACAGUUUUGGUGACCAUAAACCCAGUUACUUCUUUUGGAAGGAUUUAGAGUACCUCACCGAAGGGGGCUCCCUUUUCAAGGACUCAAAAGUGGAAGCUCCCAGCAAUUAAAGAAAAUUUCCACCCCUUCUCUUAUCUGCCCCCACACCCUACCUCCUUUAUCAUGUUAAACAGUCUUUUUUGCUUUUCUUAUUCCUCCUCUCCUGGGGAGCUGUGAUUAGAAGCCACACCCACCCUCCAAUGAAGUGCUAGAACUGGGGGAGGGCGCCUGGCUACCUGUGACCAAACACUGGCCCCAAGGAGGGAAAACAAGUGUCCCUGACUGGGCUACUUUUUGGCCUGGUGGACACAGCACUACGGUUCUCUUGGCAAGACAAACAAUAACAUGCUUCUGGAAACUCGCAAAUAUGGAUCAGUGUAACACUAUCCCAAGAGAAAAGCCCCCUUCGAGUGUCCCUCCUCCCUCCCCUCACCCCCAGGAACACACACUGGGGACACACACACACUUUCACACAUAGGUCUGUUUGCUUUCCUAAUCUGUUUAAGCAUUCAUUCAUGAAGAGUGUGAGGCCAUUACUGGGAAAGGGGGUGGCCGCCCAUAGCCAGCAAACAUCAGUGACCUGGACUGAGGACAAGAUAGAGGAAGUGACAAUAGCCAUCACAAGUAACAUUUAUUUGAGAAAGUUUCCUUAGGAAAAGAACUGGAAUCUAAGCAUUUCUGUUUCAUUUGUAUCGAAGUUGCAAAAGUAAAAUUUAAGACUAGGUCAGUUUUAUGUCGUGGGUAUUGAGUAGACAAAAAUAUCAUUUCCACAAGGGCUUUAAAUACUUAGCUGGUGGAGAAACACCUAGAACUAUAGUUUUAAAAUUGUUGGAUGGCUGUCCACAUUUAUAAAUAAGGGCAGCACACUGCUCUUACAAUACUUAACUGAACUCAAAAUGUCAGUGGCUUUGACAAAAACCUAGCACAUAUAGCUAAGAACUUUAUUAUUCCUUUAUUCAUUCGCACACCUUGCAGUAGCAUCCCUUCUGAGCACGUUUCUCUACUGCUUUUCCAAGUGAAGGAAGACCCAUUCUGAUCACCUUGAUGCCUUCCUUCAUUUACUAUGUCUUCCCAGAACCUGUGGUGUCAAUCAUUUUGCCUCAUUUGGGUUCUCCUAACUGCUCUUCCUGGAGGAAUCCAGACAGGCUGUGCAGAAACGCUGAAACAUGCAGAAUGAAGGGAUAAAAAAAUGCUUUCAUUUUUUCCAUAUUAUUUUCCCUUUCACUUUAGCAACAUGCCACAUUGGAGUAGGAAUGAUUUGUGUACUUUAAGUACAGCAGUUAUAACAAACACGCUAAGUUAAGGGGAGGCAAUGUAGGAAAUGGUUAGCACCUCUAUUUUGUUUCUGUUCUCGCUCCUUCCCCCCUCAUUCCCUACAAGGUUGAAGAUUAAGGCCACUUGCUUCCCUAACUUAGGCUGGUCCCCCCUCCCCAAGGGGGGGACUCUGCAUCUCUUCAUAGCCACCUCCUAUUUUUACUUUUCGUUUGCUUUACGUUUUUGGUAUGAAAACACUCCACACUCAAGAAAAAAAAAAAGGCUCGUGGAGUAGUUGAGCAACCUCUUCAUAACCCCCCCCCUUUUUUUUUCAAAGUUGGGGUAAGGGGUGUAGUACCCAAUUUAUCUCAGAUAUACAAUUUUUGGGCUAUCCUCUCCCAUUAGUGACUUUAAUCAGCAUCUCGCUUCCUAGGUUAGGGAAUAAGGCUUUAGAUAGAAGCUAAAGGAACCAAUGUGACCUCAGUGGAUCAGCCACAUUGUAGGAAGUUCUUAAAAUUCAUAUUCUUUUCUCUUUUCACAUUUUGAAGUUGUCUAAAUUGGCUGGAGACCAUUUUUCUUGGUGCCUUAUUGGUUUAUUCUCACAAACCUUUGUCAUAUUUUCCAAGACUUUUGCCAGUGACCAGGCCCCUGUGUAUAUGUGUUGUGUGUCAUUGUGCGCAUGUACAAGCUUAAAUAAUGUGCCACCAGCACUGUUGGAAAGUUGGUAUUCAUUAGGCUGUUCCCUCCUGGGCCAGGGCGACACUAAUCUUGACAUUGGCUGCCAGGAGAAAACCCAUGGAUCACACACAGAACCUUAAUAACAGCAUCUGUGACCUCCGCUCUCCAGUACAGAAUGGGAACCCUAGAGCUAGGAAGAGCAGUUGUAUAUUUUAAUGAACUGCUACCCCUGCUGAAAAAAAGCUGCUUUCACUUUUGUGCUCUACAGAAAGACCCAGGGGGGGUAGGCGGACAAAGCUUUGAAUAAGUGCUUUCUAACACCAAAUGUGGCAAACAGGACUGAGCACAUCACACAUCUAGGCAGGUGUGAGGUACAGUGACUAAGAAUUGCCCUGCUUCCGCUUCCCCUGCACACAUGUCCUUUCUUGUCUCCAAAGUCCAAUCAAGGAAUCCCAGGGAAGAAAUAUGCCUGAGUUGGGGAGGAUGGUUUUGAAAGGAAAAAGAAGAAUAAGGGUAUGCAGGAUGUAAGUAACCUGACUCAAAACUCGGAAGUUUCUAGCAGCUCGAUGACAUUUUCAGCAUUUAUUUUAGCCAGGAUGAUGUCUGUCUGUGGUACAUUCUUUGAGGACACUAUCACACCGUGUUGUUACAAAUUGUGUAUAUAGUCUGUAUGUUUUGUGGGUGUGUAUAUACUUAAUAUAUAUAUUAUAUAUAUGAGAGAUUUAGUGACUUUUGAUACGGGUUUGGUGCAGGUGAGUUCAUACUGAGCCAAAUGAGGCACAUACCGAGUCAGUAGAUGGAGCCCAGGGCAUUUAGUACAUUUUCUGAUUUCCAUACAUGCAUAGUGCCUAUUCUGUUCACAUAGUCACUGUCAUGCCAAAUCUAAAACUCACAGCUCAGAGCCAGCAAUAUUUUCUUUGUAGACAAUCAACUUGAAUCUGUAGAUGAUUAUUGGCAAGUGAUUAUUAUAAUUCUGAAUUCAUAACACUAACAAAAGGAAACCCAGAGCAUCUUGACGCGAUCUUGCUUUGUUCCUAGAAGUGAGUAGAACAGCAACUGUAUGUGGUCAUGUUAGUCUCAAGACACUUAACUUGCUGACCUUAUUUCAGAAAAAAAAAAAUGUUUGUACGUAUUCUAUUUGUGGGAAAGUAACAUACUGGUUUGAGAUUUUUAUCAGA
Molecule: messenger RNA, 6237 nt
Organism: Perognathus longimembris pacificus (Pacific pocket mouse)
Lineage: Eukaryota; Metazoa; Chordata; Mammalia; Rodentia; Heteromyidae
Gene: Fzd5
Product: frizzled class receptor 5
Exons: 2
Coding region: 402-2162 (586 amino acids)
Biological process (GO): canonical Wnt signaling pathway; non-canonical Wnt signaling pathway
Cellular component (GO): plasma membrane
Molecular function (GO): Wnt receptor activity; Wnt-protein binding
Source: RefSeq, a predicted model, not a curated record